Molecule: messenger RNA, 1653 nt
Organism: Thermochaetoides thermophila DSM 1495
Lineage: Eukaryota; Fungi; Ascomycota; Sordariomycetes; Sordariales; Chaetomiaceae
Product: lactose permease-like protein
Exons: 4
Coding region: 1-1653 (550 amino acids)
Biological process (GO): carbohydrate transport; transmembrane transport
Cellular component (GO): membrane
Molecular function (GO): carbohydrate:proton symporter activity
Source: RefSeq, a predicted model, not a curated record
AUGUCGUCGAGCGCGUCUAAGGAAAACAUUCACAAAGAGAAGCAGGCAGCUGCUCCUACGGUGACCACCACUGCUGUACCGGCCAGUAAGGCUCCUAGUAAGGGCAAGAAGGAGAAGGAGGUGCAUAAUGCCGAACUGUACGCCGCUAUCCAGGAGGCCAACAUCAACCCCUGGAGCUGGACCUCUAUCCACCUCUACUUCGCUAUCUUUAUCUCUUUCUGCUGUGCUGUCGCCAACGGCUACGAUGGCUCUCUCAUGACUUCCAUCAUUGCCAUGCGUCACUUCGUUGAAGUUUUCAAGCCAAAGGAGGGUACUAAUGAGUCUGUUAUUUUCUCUCUGUACACUGUCGGUGCCAUGGUUGGCGCUCCUUUUGCUGCUACUCUCUCCGACAAGUUCGGCCGCAGGAAGGCCAUGUUCUGCGGUGGCGCCGUGAUCAUCAUCGGUAUGAUAAUCAUCUCAACUGCCAUGAAGUUCGCCCAGCUGGUUGUCGGGCGCUUCGUCCUUGGUCUUGGUAUUGCUAUCAUGACUGUCGCCGCCCCCGCCUACUCGAUCGAGAUUGCUCCUCCCCAUUGGCGCGGUCGCUGUACCGGUUUCUACAACUGCGGUUGGUUCGGUGGCUCUAUCCCGGCUGCCAUCGUCACCUUCGCCACCAACUACAUCGACAACCACUAUUCGUGGCGCAUCCCUCUCAUCCUUCAGGCGUUCGCUUGCGUCAUUGUCAUGAUUGGCGUCUUCUUCAUCCCUGAGUCUCCCCGUUACCUCAUGGCCAACGGUCGCGAUGAGGAGGCCUUCGCUUUCCUGGUCAAGUAUCACGGCAACGGUGACCCAAACUCCCGCCUUGUCCGUCUUGAGAUCGAGGAGAUGCGCGAGGGUAUCCGCCAGGACGGUAUCGACAAGGUCUGGUGGGACUACCGCCCUCUGUUCCUCACCCAUAACGGCCGCUGGCGUAUGGCCCAGGUGCUCAUGAUCUCCAUCUUCGGCCAGUUCUCUGGUAACGGUCUUGGUUACUUCAAUACCACUAUCUUCAACAACCUGGGUGUCGACAGCAUCCCGGCUCAGCUUGGCUACAACAUCCUCAACCAGGGCCUGUCUGCAUUUGGUGCUCUGACGGCCGUCUCGCUGACCGACCGCAUGCCCCGCCGCAAGGUCCUGGUCAUCGGCACCUUCAUGUGCGCUCUCGCUCUGGCUACUAACGCUGGUUUAUCCGAGAAGAUGGCCCAGCUCGAUGCCAAGGGCCUUUUCUCUGCCUCGUACGGCAAGGGUGCUCUCGCCUCUUACUUCCUCUUCAACAUCAUCUACUCCUUCACCUAUACCCCGUUGCAGGGUGUCAUCCCCACCGAGGCCCUCGAGACCACAAUGCGUGCCAAGGGUCUUGCCCUGUCUGGCUUCAUUGUCAACGCAGUCGGCUUCAUCAACCAAUUCGCAGGUCCCAUUGGUUUGAAGAACAUCAAGCACCGCUACAUCUUCGUGUUCGUCGGCUGGGAUGUCAUCGAGGCCAUUGCUUGGUAUCUCUUCGGUGUCGAGUCUCAGGGUCGUACUCUCGAGCAGCUCGAGUGGGUCUACAAUCAGCCUAACCCGGUCAAGGCCUCCCUCAAGGUCGACAAAGUCGUUGUUGAUGAGGAGGGCAAGGUCACCGAGAAGCUCGAGGCCUAA